Molecule: messenger RNA, 1460 nt
Organism: Symbiodinium pilosum
Lineage: Eukaryota; Dinophyceae; Suessiales; Symbiodiniaceae
Source: the annotation of a GenBank genome assembly
GCGAAAGUUGUCCAAAGACAUCGAGUGGAGACCAAAGGCACGCCUCGUUGUGGGAGGACACAAGGAUCCGGAUGCCCCCUACCUGGCCACCAACGCUCGUACAAUCAGCCGCUUGGCCGUGUUGUCCAUUCUGCAGGUUGUAGCAAGCCGACAAAAGCAAGAGGAUCCCUGGAUAGCCAGCGCUGGGGAUGUGGCAUCGGCCUUCCUCAAUGGGCCUCCGUUGCAGAGACUUCUUUACCUCCAACAACCUGCUUCUGGUGUAGCUGGAAUGGAGAAGGGGGCCCUUUGGAAAGUCGAGAAAGGAAUUUUUGGCUUGGUGGAUAGCCCCCGGGGGUGGUGGGGGGAAAUCAAAGAUAUCUUGGCAGAAAUCCGGGUCCACUGGCGAGAGACCACCUUCUUCCUCGAGCAGCUGGCGCUGGACCCGUGCGUUUUCUGUCUUAAAGAUCUUGCUCAUCCAGAACUUCCUCCUCAAGGAUACUUAGGAAUCCAUGUCGACGACCUGCUUGCGGCCGGACCUAGGUCGCUAUGCGACGCUCUCAAGGACUCCCUGAAUGCCGCGCUGCCCGUAGACGAAUGGCUCGAUAAUCAGUUCGAGUACCUUGGGUCCAGAGUGGUUGUGGACGAGGACGGGGUGACGGUCGACCAAGAGCUCUACACCUCCGGGCGGCUGUUCACCGUGGACAUCGGCAAGGAGCAGCACGACCUGGACCCCGCCACCCGCGAGCAGUACAUCGACAACAUGAGCGCUAUAGGCGCCUUGUCCUGGUUGGCCUCGCAGACACGACCAGACCUCCAGGCCGGCGUCUCCAUGGCCCAGCAACUGCAACGGCAACCUUUGGUGGAGGACUUGCGCUUCACCAACUCUCUCGUCAAGAAAGCAUGGGCUCACCGAGAGGAGAGCAUGAGGCUAAAACCUGUGGACCUCACCUCCUUCGAGAUCCUGGCCUACCACGAUGCCGCGUGGGCCAACACCAAGCCGGCGACCGGACAAGAUCCUGACUUCAUGCUCUACGCCGAGGACGAGCUCGACGGCAUCAUGGAGGACUCUCCCUUCAAGAACAAGGAGCGAAAGGCCAAGCGGUUGGCUUCAAAGGUUGCCAGCCAGUUUGGAGUGCUGAUCAUGUUGGCAGACAGCGAAUGCACUUUUGGAGAAGAAGGCAACGCAAGCAUCCUUGAAUGGCGUUCCGCCUCCAUCAAGCGCGUCUGCCGCUCGACUUUUGCUGCUGAGACGAUGGCGUGCUCCGAGGGACUGGAGACAGGGCAAUACGUGAGGUCCUUCUUCUGUUCUCUUCUUGAAGGGCGACUUCGGCGAGUCGAAGAUCUCCAUGGGCAGCAUCUGAGGCGUUUGGCGAUAGACUUAGCUGCUUUGCGCCAGUCUCUCAACUGGGAGAAGCGCGGUGCUACGAACGCCUACCGCAGGCGCACGAGUUCUCAAGCUUCAGAAAAGGACGUGGGCACAG